AUGGGUCUCAACAACCCCCUCCCGUCGUCCAUGGCGUCGGAGUGUAGAAAAUGCGGGAAAAUCCUGACCUCCUUCAUCGACCCGCGGCAAGCCUUUGGUCCCGACAAGAUCAUCCCACCGUCCGUCCUCGCAAACGCCAAGGGCCUUGCCAUCCUCACUGUUCUCAAAGCCGGCUUCCUCGGCUCCGGUCGCUUCGGCAGCGGCCUCGUCGUUGCUCGCCUACCCGAUGGCAGCUGGAGCGCACCCAGCGCCAUUGCCACGGUCGGCGGCGGCUUUGGCGGCCAGAUCGGCUUUGAGCUGACCGACUUUGUCUUCAUCCUCAACGACGCCAAUGCCGUCAAGACCUUUGCUCAGGCCGGCUCCCUGACCCUUGGCGGCAACGUUUCCCUCGCAGCCGGUCCCGUCGGACGCAAUGCCGAGGCUGCCGGUGCUGCCUCGCUGCGCAGCGUCGCCGGCAUCUUCUCCUACUCCAAGACAAAGGGUCUCUUUGCCGGUGUCUCUCUCGAGGGCUCUGGUAUCAUCGAGCGCCGCGACGCCAACGAGAAGCUCUACGGCACCCGCUACACUGCCCAGCAGAUCUUGUCUGGUGGCGUUGCGCCGCCGCCCCAGUCCCAGGCUCUCAUGACCAUUCUCAACGGCCGCGCCUUUUCCGGCCUCGGUCGCAGCGGCUCCGUCGCCGGCAACGACCCCAUGUACAAUGACUCGCCGGUCUACGACAACAACCACGACGACGUUGUCUGGAACGGCCGUCGCGGUGAUGCCAUGGGCGAGGGCAUCUCGCGCCGCGAAAGCCAAUAUGGCGACAGCCAGCGCGACGACGGCUUUGGCGGGCCCAAGCGCAGCAGCACUUGGCAGGACGAUGUCUAUGAUCGUCCCUCGGGCGGAGGCGGUGGCAGCUUCGGAGGCGUAUCGCGGUCCAACACAUUCGCAUCCCGUCGCGACGAGGAUGACGGCGUCUUUAGCAACAGCAGAACAAACAGCGGCUUCGGCGAGUCCAGGACCGGCCCCGGCCGGCCGACGGCGGCGAAACCCAAUUUUGCGCCCAAGCCGGCGCAGCUGCGACAGAACGAGGCCUUGGCCGUCUUCACCUUUGACGCGGACCAGCCGGGCGACCUCGGCUUCAAGAAGGGCGAGGUCAUUACUGUGACGAAGAAGACUGACAGCGCAAAUGAUUGGUGGACUGGUCAGAUCGGCGGCAGGACCGGCAUCUUUCCCAGCAACUACGUCAAGAUGAAGGAGUAG
This is a messenger RNA of Verticillium nonalfalfae, 1242 nucleotides long. RefSeq lists its product as uncharacterized. The transcript is spliced from 4 exons. Gene Ontology annotation, molecular function: phosphatidylinositol binding; actin filament binding. Gene Ontology annotation, cellular component: actin cortical patch. NCBI's taxonomy places the organism in Eukaryota, Fungi, Ascomycota, Sordariomycetes, Glomerellales, Plectosphaerellaceae. Gene Ontology annotation, biological process: actin cortical patch localization; actin filament bundle assembly. Bases 1 to 1242 code for a protein of 413 amino acids. The record is from RefSeq and is a predicted model, not a curated record.